AUGUCUCAGCAAACCAACUCCACCACCAACUCCAAGCCAAAUGGCUAUGCGCAACAGACACGAAUGCUCGCUCCGUCGGCAAAGCAAUUGCCCGCCUCUUCCACCGCCCAAUCGUCUAAGCGCAAGGCCAGCUCUGCGGUCGAGGGCCACACGGAAAUGCUUCCUUCGAAGAAGCAGCGCACCGAGUCUCCUAUGAAGGAUGACAAGCCCGAGCCUAAAUGCAAAGGCGCCGAAACCAGCACCACUAGCACUGCCGCCGCUGUCCACACCGCUAGAGCCGCAGCAUCGAAGUCCAAGAGUGCGAAGCCAGCUGCGAGCACGACCAAGCAGGCGAAGCGCAAGGCAGAUAGUGAGGAGGCAGCAACUUCCAAGAAGCAGAAGCAGGAAGGUGGCACGGCACACGCGAUCUCCGUAGCCAACGGCAAGGCCUCGACUGACGAGGACGCGGAACUGGCGAGCAAGACCGUCGACACCAGCCAGCGCAAGAAGAAGAUACCACGCAAAGGCUUCCGCGCUACUCCAAUGUUGCAGAUUCCAACUCCGUCGCACAGCAGUGAGGACGGUAAAUCGACGCCUCUUUCCCCAUCUUCAACGGGGACAUCAACAGCUUCAAAGCCUGUGCUCGCCGACAAUCCUGCCCAAGGCAACAAAAACUCCGCCUCUAUGGCUGAUAAUACAUCGAAGAACAUCACUGGCAACAAGCGCAAGCGCUCAGUGAUUCGUGAUGACGAGGACGAGGAAGAGCCGGAGCCAAGCAAGGCACGUAGGCGCCUUAUGCCUAGUCAAGACGACGAGGAGGGAGAGAAUGAUUCCACUCCUCAACUGCUGCCGCCAAGCACGAGAGGCAGCACGGACACCGCCCAGCCACAGUUUUCGAAGUUCAGGAGCAGCACCUCAACUGAUCCUCAUGAUCCCAGAGACGUCUAUUUGAAAAUCGCCAAGAACAAGUUCGUUGGUCAGCCAGAUCGUCAGGAUAUGUACGACCUGGUCUGUUUGGGCAAAUUGGAAGUCCUCCUAAAGAGCCAGUUGAGCGCGUGGCUUGCUCUCAAUACUCCAGGCGCCGAUAAGCUUGGAGUAAACGCGACGGUCGUCGAGAUGAGAGCUACGGUCCGCGAGUACUGCAGCAAGUACCCGCUACCAGUGCAGAAGCCGAAAGCUAUGGCAAUGCCCGAUCACAUCAAGACUCGUGAUCUCCGCGUCUUGGGGAGUUUCAAGAAAUUCAAGAGGGCUCGUACUCCACCUACGGCUCAGCCAGCUCCGCAAGCUACAGCUCAGCAACCCUCUCGGCGAUCACAAGCCCCUACGACCGGCUCCAGUCGAGCCCCUGCGGCAUCUCGGCGCAUUGCGAACACUGGUCCUCCGCACGCGGGCAGCACACUACAACCCGGCAGUGGAUUCCGCUGUGAGUGUGGCCUCUCUUACGAGCGAGGAUGUGACCACUGGUGCCCCAGAAGUGAUCGGCGCGACCUUCUUAGAUGAGGGCGCUAUCACAACGGGUACAAGGGCCCACACACUUCGACAUCUACAUCAACCGCAUGUCUGAGCUGCGCCCACUAUCCCGACGGCGACUUCAUCUCACCAUCAUGCCAACUACCUCACCUUCGAUUCUAUGCCACAAAAAAUGUCAGCCGACUUACGCGUUGCCUUGUACCGAUUAGUCAAAGAACGCAGUAGGAAGAGGCAUCGUGUGAGCGGACGGCAGAAUUGAAGACUCCUCAACAAAAACUUAGCAUAACCUUGUACCGAUUACUGGAGAUCUUGCGACGAGUGGAACCCAAGGAGUCCUGCACAUAUAUGCGGGAAGCCUUGGUACAGCUCGUCAAAAGACACGGUAGGAAGAGGCAUUUUGCGAGUGAGGAAGGCAGGAUCUAAGGUGUUGGAAGGAGCACUGGGCAUGGAACUACGUGAGGAAACAAUUUUCGAAUGAAGAGAGACGGAUACACUGGUAACAAGAUGGACUGCAAGACCGAGUACCAUGAAAGACACGAGGAGUUGGCUAUCGACAUGGCAGUGCAGGAGACAUGGACCUCGAGAAGGGGUCCAGCGUACUUCUAGCAAGCUGGACGGAUAGCGGCAUGACCUGUGAGUCAAGCACUCGGAAGCGGACACGGAGAUAUUAGCAAGGCGGUACCAGAAACAUCUCUCUUUUUGAAAGGAGACAAUGGAACCCAAUUGCUUAGGAGAGACCUUUGCGGGUAAAUUUGGCAGCAUUCUAAUGACAACGAUGUUUGCGUCUCCAUUUACUUGCUAUCGUGCCUUUGUCCUCGUCCAGUCUGUCGGGCUGCAAAGCGCGUUUUGAUAUUGCAUUAAAGUAAACCUGGGCCCUCAUGAGCCGGUAAUCUUUAUCUCUUUCCAUACCACGCCUGUUCUAUACCCUUCUCAACAACUUAUAAAUGUCUGAAGAUGCGCCUAUACACAAGAUGAUCUUUCUUUUCUGGCUAAUUCGUUCUUGACCAGCCUUCAUAAAACAAUGUCUUUGUCUACUCAAAUUUACAAUGCAAUUAUGGGCCUCGUCUAGAUGAGCCUUCGACGAUGGCUCGCAAGACUUCCAACAAGAGAUGUAUAUACUCGCUUUCGAUAACAAGUCCUUGGGAAGACAGCAUGCUAUCCAGUUUACCAAGGUAAGAGCACUCCCGUUUUAUGUGCUACAGGCUAUUGACUGACGGGUACUUAUUAGAUGGAGGCAGCGCUUAG
This is a messenger RNA of Lecanosticta acicola, 2694 nucleotides long. Lineage: Eukaryota; Fungi; Ascomycota; Dothideomycetes; Mycosphaerellales; Mycosphaerellaceae. The record is from the annotation of a GenBank genome assembly.